Pelobates fuscus (common spadefoot toad) is the source of this 1590-nucleotide messenger RNA. RefSeq names its product mitochondrial uncoupling protein 2-like. Gene Ontology annotation, biological process: mitochondrial transmembrane transport; response to cold; adaptive thermogenesis. Lineage: Eukaryota; Metazoa; Chordata; Amphibia; Anura; Pelobatidae. Gene Ontology annotation, molecular function: oxidative phosphorylation uncoupler activity. Bases 150 to 1064 code for a protein of 304 amino acids. The record is from RefSeq and is a predicted model, not a curated record. The transcript has 7 exons.
UGGGUAUAAAUACCCAAGGACCAGCUCAGUCCAUCAGCACUGGACGUAGCUGGCUGCAUCUCUUGGGUUCUGUGGAGGGAUCAUAAGACCAGCAGAAAAGGGCACCGGCUGAGUGGUCUGAGAGUGACAGUCCGUGAUACUAAAGAAAGAUGGUUGGACUAAAGCCUACAGAUCUCCCUCCUACCGCCACGGUUAAAUUUAUUGGGGCUGGCACUGCAGCCUGUAUCGCUGACCUAUUCACUUUCCCACUGGACACCGCCAAAGUCAGACUACAGAUCCAAGGAGAGAGCUUGCCUGAAAGCAAUGUGAAGAUUGUACAAUAUAAAGGCGUGUAUGGAACUAUAACCACAAUGGUAAAGACGGAAGGGGCAGCCAGUCUCUACAAUGGACUGGUGGCUGGACUCCAACGUCAGAUGAGCUUCGCUUCCAUCCGAAUAGGGCUCUAUGAUUCUGUGAAACAGUUUUACUGCCGGCAGUCAGACAAUUCAGGGAUCAUGUGCCGGCUCUUGGCGGGCAGCACCACAGGGGCCUUGGCCGUCACCUUUGCUCAGCCAACGGACGUGGUGAAGGUACGAUUCCAGGCGCAUAUCAAGAUUGAAGAUGGUAACAAGCGCUAUAAUGGGACUGUGGACGCUUACAAGACUAUAGCAAAAGAAGAGGGUCUCAAAGGACUCUGGAAAGGAACCCUACCCAACAUCACCCGUAAUGCCAUUGUCAACUGUGCAGAGCUUGUGACGUAUGACCUCAUAAAGGAAGCCAUCCUAAAGCAGAGCCUAAUGACAGAUACCCUUCCGUGUCAUUUUGUGGCGGCCAUUGGUGCCGGAUUCUGCGCAACUGUUGUGGCAUCCCCGGUGGACGUGGUGAAGACAAGGUAUAUGAAUUCCACAUCCGGACAAUAUAAGAACGCCUUGAACUGUGCUUUUACCAUGAUGGUAAAGGAGGGGAGCACUGCCUUUUACAAGGGCUUCGUUCCGGCCUUCCUCAGACUUGGCUCCUGGAACAUUGUUAUGUUUGUAAGCUACGAGCAGUUGAAGAGAGCCAUGAUGAUGGGCCUUGGUUCCUGAGCGGCUCCUGAUGUAUAGUACUCUGCAUUCAUGUUGGAGACAUUAAAGGGUGACUCCUGAAAUAACAAAACCUGGUCUUUGAGUCCAGUGCAUCGUGUGAACAAAUUGAAGAUGGUUCUGCAAGGUCCAGCUAUGUGUGCAACACUGGGAAAUCGUAUGAUACGAUGGUCACAGUAUCUAGAAAGCACAGGAAGCCUGCAGAUACUUGUUGCUACAUAUAGAAUGGCUUAAACUCUUCGGGGUGUGAAUAUUUCCAACUAAACUGGUGCUACGCCUGGAGAACUGUGGCCUUAAAAACAUUUGGAAUCCAGUACUGAAACCAAAGGACACAUUUACUGUGUGGUGCUCAGCUGAAAAAUACUCAAAAUGGAGGCAUAAACUAAUAUUGUUGGUACUCUAUGUACUACCCACCAUGUCUCUCUAUAAUCAGGUUAUAUGUUGACUCCAAAAUCUCUACAUGUGACAUAAUAUGAAUUCCUAGCAAACAUCUAGUCAAAAGUUAUUAUGUCGUUUCACACUGUGCCAU